Messenger RNA from Didymosphaeria variabile, 2955 nucleotides. It is a transcript of the gene KIP3, whose product is annotated as tubulin-dependent ATPase kip3. Gene Ontology annotation, molecular function: microtubule motor activity; microtubule binding; ATP binding. Gene Ontology annotation, biological process: microtubule-based movement. NCBI's taxonomy places the organism in Eukaryota, Fungi, Ascomycota, Dothideomycetes, Pleosporales, Didymosphaeriaceae. The record is from RefSeq and is a predicted model, not a curated record. The transcript is spliced from 4 exons. Bases 1 to 2955 code for a protein of 984 amino acids.
AUGGCCGCCGACGGCGCGUCCUCCAUUUCCGUCACUGUACGAGUACGCCCUUUCACGAUUCGAGAGGCAGCGCAAUUAGCAAAAUGCGACGACACAACGCUCUUCCUCGGAGAUGGCUCAUUAGCUGCGGCGCCAACGCCAAAGCUGCACUCGAAAGGAAUUCGUCCCGUCAUUAAAGUCCUGGAUGAGAAGUGCUUAGUUUUCGACCCACCUGAAGACAAUCCCGUGCAGCGAUUUUCGAGAACAGUUCUGCCGCAAGGAAAGCGGGUGAAAGACCAGACGUUCGCUUUCGAUCGGGUGUUCGAUGAGAACACUACCCAGGGCGACGUUUACGAGUCGACCACUAAGCCGCUGCUUGACAGCGUAUUGGAUGGAUACAAUGCAACCGUUUUCGCGUACGGUGCAACAGGCUGCGGGAAGACACAUACGAUCACGGGAACCGCGCAGCAACCCGGCAUCAUCUUCAUGACCAUGCAGGAACUCUUCGAGAAGAUCAACGAGGUGCAGGAAGAGAAGGUCACCGAGGUUACGCUCUCUUACCUUGAGAUCUACAACGAGACCAUCCGCGACCUGCUUGUGGAAGGCGGGAGCAAACAGACGCUGAUGCUGCGAGAGGAUGCGAACCAGACUGUUUCCGUCGCAGGUUUGACCAGCCACCACCCACAAAACGUACAAGAAGUCAUGGACAUCAUCGUACGAGGUAACGAGUACCGAACAAUGUCGCCGACUGAAGCCAAUGCCACGUCUUCACGAUCCCACGCUGUCUUGCAAAUCAAUGUGUCCUCGAAGGAUCGUAAUGCCUCGGUCAACGAACCGCAUACGAUGGCGACCCUUAGCAUCAUCGACCUGGCGGGUAGCGAGCGGGCAUCUGUGACCAAAAAUCGAGGAGAGCGCUUGAUUGAAGGUGCGAAUAUCAAUAAAUCACUCCUUGCAUUGGGUAGUUGUAUAAACGCUCUGUGCGAUCCGCGGAAAAGGAAUCAUAUCCCAUACCGAAACUCGAAGCUCACUCGUCUGCUGAAGUUCUCGCUCGGCGGAAACUGUCGGACAGUUAUGAUUGUCUGCGUCAGUCCGUCGAGCGCACAUUUUGACGAGACGCAGAACACGCUGCGAUACGCAAACCGGGCAAAGAACAUUCAGACUAAGGUGACCAAGAACGUCUUCAAUGUCAAUAGACAUGUGAAGGACUACUUGAAGAAGAUUGAUGAGCAGCGGGUGCUGAUCGACGAACUGCUGAAGAAGCAGAAGGACUCUGAUGCAAGUGCAUUUGUCAAGUUCCAGAAGCAGACCGAGAAGAAGGAUGUCAUUGUUCGCGAAGCCGUAGCACGGUUACGGCAAGCUUACGCGGAUUCUGAGCCAGACCGGAGGGAGAGACUUGCAUUGUUGAAGAACCUGAAGCAAGCUGAGAAGCGCGUAUCUCUGAUUUCAGCCUGGAUAGCCGCGUUCGAUCAGGUCCAGGAGCUUCGGGAAAACGAAGUCAUGCCUUCACAGGUUACAGUAGUGAGGGACACAGCCGUCGGAAUUUCAGCUGAGCUCGAGCAAACGAGGCAACACUGCCACCGCCGCCUGGAACGCUCUAGCUGGACUAGCAAGCUUGACACUGCGCUGCAGUUCGGCUUGCGACAGCUUAGCGAGGUUGACAGUUCCAGCGACAGCCACGAUGCUGCUAACGUCAAGCGCGAAUACGAGAUCCUCAAGUCGAAUGCAGAACGGGAAGCCCUGGGUGUGCUUCUGGAUCAAGAGAAGGGUGGCGAUGCUGCAGUUGUGCAAGUACUCGUGCAAGCCCACAUUGAGACGGUCGCCAUAUUGAAUCAGAUUACCCAAAUGGAUGAAGAGGAGGCGGUCCAAGCGGCGAAGAAGAUUCUCACCCAGAUCAUGAAUUCUUGCACGAACGCUACUGCGCGUGUCGUUCGACCAGACGGCAAUCUCCCCGUUACGGAAUUCUUCGCACCAGCCCACAAAGGAACGCCAAAGCGCAGUGCGCGAGUGCCUCUCACAGCUUCAGAGAUGCGACCGCUGGCAGCGCCGUCGUUCACUGAAGCACCUCACAUAGCGUCACCACCGAAGGGUUCGCCUCGUCGGCCGCGGAAGAUGGGAGGUGCGAAGAAGGGCGUCCAGUUUUCUCCCAUGAAGAAGAAGUCACCGUCAAAAGCCAAACGUGGCGUUCGGUGGAGGGAUGACACUGAGAACGGCACGCUGGCGGAAUUCCAAAAGACACCAGACCCAGUAGAGUCGACACCAACAUGCUCAUCUAUCGAUAUCCCUCCGCCUACGUUCUCCGUGCCGGUCGACGCACCUGAAGCCGAUCAGUAUGGCGGUUCUUCGCCUAUACCAACGCCUCCGAAAACAUCGAUCGAUCUUAAGCCUAAGUCGAGCCGGUUCCAGACGGGGUUCCUCUCGAAGAAAUCUGAUGGACCCGCUACAAACUUCUCAUCGGACUCAGAGACGUCUCCUCUUCGUGAGAUCGGUACAAAUGCGAUCCGCUCUUCUGCAUUAAGCAAUGUUGAGAAUGCGGCCGAUAUGAACUCUAUGGAGGCAUCUUCUGGAUCGGAUGAGGAGAAGUGGAACAUGGAUCGGUCAGAUGCACGCAAGAUCGGAUCAGCGAUGAAGAGACGUUCGUCAGGUGCUCAUGGCUCCGUGCCAGCGAGCCGUGCGCAUCGUCGUCGUAGUCCCUCUGCCGCGACAGGCAGUCCGCAGAACGAGAAUAUGCUUCUCUCAGCUGGUGCAGCGCGUCGAAUGGUUAAAGGAGAGCGCGAUGCUGACUGGAAAGCCAGCGUGCUUAGCCCGCGGCCUGCCGCCAUUGUCAAAGGGGCGCCGCGAAGGACGACCAUGGCGAUGACGGGCGAAGAACGAAGUGCGGGUGGAUCGUUAAACAGGGCCCCAAUACGAAUAACAAGCAACGGCUCGACUGGAUCGAGAAGCAGCUUGAUGUCUGCUUCGAAAAGUGCUUGGCGAUGA